AUGACGUUCAUUUCCACGGUACGGCAACGGUUCCGCUCCUUAACUCGGUGUGACUCGAUCUUCGAUGUCGUCCUUAUAAAUCACGCCAUACUGAAGCUGUUCGGAUUAACAAUCUACAGUGUACAGAAGCGAUCGGAUGGUUAUAAGACUACCAUCACACCAACAGAUUUAUUAGCUCUGUUGCGACUGCUGGUUAUGGAAGGGUUCGUGUUUUACGUGUGUACCUUUACUAUGGGAAGAAUACAACCGACCGGAUCUAACAUAAUGGACAACGCAAUACGGUACAGCUUUCUAUUGAGCUCGUUUCUAAUUAGUGCACUAUCUAUUGGAAACUAUCUCCGCUAUGGACAAAUUUGGAAUGUUUGGGAAAAACUUGAUCGGUUCGAUCAGCGAGCAAUCGAAAUGAACGCUCCAAUUGAUCACGGAAGCCACAAACGACAACUCCUACAGUCGAUCGCUUUCAUUUGGUUCAGUUGUAUUCUGCUGGCGGUGCUAGGCAAUGCGGCGCUUUCGGUUGACUACGGAACGUUGACCGUUCGGUUGGCGAUUGUGUUCUCCUUUUUUUGCUUCAAUAUUCCCUUUGGUUUGAUCAAUAACAACAUUUUCUUCACCUGCCAGUUGGUGUACCGCCGGUUGGAACACAUCAACGAAGUUUUCGCAGUGCAUUUUCUGCCGCCGAAGAAACUCGGCUUGAUAAUGCUGAACGAGCUGCCGGAUAUAAAAAAUGAACACUGGGAUAAAACUAGUCUCUUGCAGAUGUUGGCCACACAGUGGGAUGAAAUGGGACAGGUAACCAGAAUGAUCAAUUCCGCCUUUUGGGGUCAAAUCGUUUACAUUUCUACUACCAACAUGAUGGUGAUGACGUUAAGUGAGUUUUCCUUCUACCGAACGUUGAUCACUGAAGAUAAACGGCAGCGUAUGAUGGCUGAAAUAUAUCUACAGAAUGGCUUGUUUUAUGAAAUUAUGCUGGUCGCGGUCAUCGGGACGUUUGAUGCCAUCAAGCGACAAGCAGAGAAGACAGCAGUUUUGGUUCACAAAGCAACACGAGAGGUGGAAAAUCUCCGUCUCCAGGACGCUCUACAAUAUUUUUCUCAACAGAUUAACUACAGACCGAUUGUGGUGAGCUGUGGAUAUUUUGUGUGUGAUUGGACUAUGGGUAUGAUGAUCAUCGGGACCGUCGCUUCAUAUGUGGUGAUACUGGUUCAAUUCGAUGAUACGCUAGGACUGGCAAUGAAGAAACGACCGUGA
Wyeomyia smithii (pitcher-plant mosquito) is the source of this 1248-nucleotide messenger RNA. RefSeq lists its product as uncharacterized. The transcript is spliced from 4 exons. Bases 1 to 1248 code for a protein of 415 amino acids. Gene Ontology annotation, biological process: sensory perception of taste. Lineage: Eukaryota; Metazoa; Arthropoda; Insecta; Diptera; Culicidae. Gene Ontology annotation, cellular component: neuronal cell body; axon; dendrite. The record is from RefSeq and is a predicted model, not a curated record.